UAAAGACCCAGAGAGGUCAGUGGAGCAGAAGCAGCUUCCACCAGAGUAAAAGACUGGGCUGGACUGUGGACUGCACAGAGUCAUCACUGGCUGGACAUUCAUUUCAGUUUAAGACAAAUAACAGAUCAACAAUGACGAUGCUACAAGCAGCUACCACGAUACGCCUCUUCCUCUUCCUCAUCCUCACUGUACAAAUGACUGCGGCAGUAAGAAGUGGAAUUGCCCCAGAAUGCAAUAGGGCACGGCCCCAAGCACCUCCUGGAACUCAGGUGGAAAUGAACGAAUAUCCAAACUCUAUUGAUGAUGAAUUUGAUACAUGCCACAGACAAAUGUACAGGAAUAUCACAGCUAAAAAUUCAAAGAAGAAUUUAUUGGAGAUUGAAUUGAAUGGCAAUGAUCGCUUCAGGGAAGCUUGGAAUAAUGCCAAACUUGAACUUCAUUUAGGAAACAAAGAAAACUAUAAAUUAUCACACGAACAGCUGAGAAAAAUAGCUCUUCGUGCUUACACCAGAAAUGAAAUUUAUCAGGAACUGAACCGUAAAAUGCGUACUGGUAAAGGAACCUACAAGACUGAUUUUGGGCUGAUCUCUUUACACUUUCUGAUAACAGACGGCAUAAAAAACCUACAAAUCCAUCGUCGUGAAGAAUGUAUAACCACUUACCGUACCAUGAAUGAUGCAGUUUCCAUAUCAAGCCCGUAUAUCAUGCGAUUUGGCAGUUUUGGUUCUUCUUCACGUUCAGCCUCAGUGAAAUUUGGAAACAAGGCAUGUUUUAUCAUCAAAACUUGCCAUGGUGCAGAUAUAUCCCAAUUCUCAGCUGUUCCAGAGGAGGAAGAAGUGCUGAUACCCCCUUAUGAAAGGUUUCAAUCACAUGUAUUAGAUAUUCGAAGGGAACAUACAAAUCGUAUUCCACAAAGGGAAUGGAAUCGUAUUCCACCGAUAUUUAAUCAAUGUAACAGUGUUUUCAAGUUGGACAGUAAAGAUAAGAUGAGCAACAUGAAAUGUGAACUGAUUGGUGAGAAAGAGAAUAAAAUACUUGCUUUUUUUAAAAAAAUAAAAGCUUUGUUUGGUCAGAAAAAACCACUAGUUGCCUGAUUGUUUGUUAUGAAACAAUCACAGGGUAGAAACGUGUGAGCAGGUUAUGCCCAAAGCUCUGAAGACCACUUAACAUACAAUAAUACAACUGUAUUGUUCUUGUUGUGAGCCUUUGACUGACUGACUCUCAAAAAAAAUAAAGAAUUGCAGCAAAUCUGA
Pygocentrus nattereri (red-bellied piranha) is the source of this 1253-nucleotide messenger RNA. Its product is annotated as erythroblast NAD(P)(+)--arginine ADP-ribosyltransferase-like. The transcript is spliced from 5 exons. Gene Ontology annotation, molecular function: NAD+-protein-arginine ADP-ribosyltransferase activity; NAD+ poly-ADP-ribosyltransferase activity. The record is from RefSeq and is a predicted model, not a curated record. Bases 132 to 1094 code for a protein of 320 amino acids. NCBI's taxonomy places the organism in Eukaryota, Metazoa, Chordata, Actinopteri, Characiformes, Serrasalmidae.